UGUGACUCUAUAUAUACACACGCACACCACCUCACAUUUCAUGAUCAACAGCCAUGAAGUUCAUCCACAUUUGCCUCUCUCUCUUCAUUCUCCUCUCCAUCUUCACCAUCUGUAGAUCUGAUGAUGCUGAUUGUGUGUACACGGUGUUCGUGAGGACCGGAUCAAUCAUAAAAGCCGAGACUGAUUCCAAUAUUACCUUGACUCUCUAUGAUGCGAAUGGACAUGGGAUCCGGAUAAAAAAUCUCGAGGCAUGGGGUGGGCUUAUGGGCCCGGGCUACAACUAUUUUGAGAGAGGGAAUUUGGACAUCUUUAGUGGGAGGGGCCCAUGUUUGACCGGGCCCGUUUGUGCAAUGAACUUGACUUCUGACGGGACCGGCCCGCACCACGGGUGGUAUUGUAACUACGUGGAGGUGACGACGACUGGGGCCCACCAGCAAUGUGCCCAAAAACUAUUCACGAUCGAGCAAUGGUUGGCUAUGGAUACAAAACCUUAUGAGCUCACAGCGGUGAGGAACUCUUGUUCGUCGGAUGAGAAGAAACAUGUGAUUGAUAAUCAUGAUUCAUAUAUGCUUUCUAUUAUGUAAGAGUCGUUUCAGCUUUGAUGGGCUUUUUCGUUUUGUUCCCUCCUCUACGAUGUAAGUGAGGGUUGUAAUAUGUUUCUUAAUAAUGUGCCCUUUGGAUAUUUUGUGCAAAGGAGGGACCACUGAAA
Molecule: messenger RNA, 709 nt
Organism: Olea europaea var. sylvestris
Lineage: Eukaryota; Viridiplantae; Streptophyta; Magnoliopsida; Lamiales; Oleaceae
Product: PLAT domain-containing protein 3-like
Exons: 2
Coding region: 54-584 (176 amino acids)
Molecular function (GO): protein binding
Source: RefSeq, a predicted model, not a curated record